AGGCAGCGGUAUCAAGUCAGAUGUUCACACUGAGUGAAGGAGAGAGAGAGAAGGAAGCGGUCGCAGUACAGUGUUAGUUAAUGAGUGUUUGGAGAAGAGUGCUAAUACAUUUGUUUGCUUUAUGCAUUGGAAAACCACAAGCCAGUAUUUAAGACACUUAACUGGACUUCAAAGAUGCCGAGGAUAUUGAACUCCACCGUCCCGUUUUCCCAUAUGGUCCAACGUGAUAUGAAAAAUCUGGCCUGCUUAAGCUCCAGCCCAAUGUCCCACACGGACAGCAAACGAGGAGACCUGGAUAAAAAUUAUCAGCAGACCAAUUUCAUCCUGUGGAUAAAUCAGGGAACUGCUUAUCAUGGGUGUACACACGGCACGGAGAAACAGUCCAUCAUUGCUCAAGCAGAGUGCGAGUCACAGGAUUCCCAAGAGUUCUGUCCUAAUGGCAGCCACAAAAACCGCGUGCACGUUAGCGUCUCCUCUUCGUCCCUUCUGAGCUCUGUCUCUCACGGUCGGCCCAGGAAGAAACGGCGUAAGAGACAGCGGCGGAUACGAGUGGAGAAAGAAAGCCAAGAAAGAGAUGGAGUUAGAGGACUCACCGGAGUGCCAGAACAGGACAGUGGACUUGUUCAGGUUGCAGACUCAGUGUGCAGCAGUAGCAGUUCAUACCCCAGCCGUGCCCUUAUCACAGAACGGGUGUCUGUGCAGGAAACAGAAGCCCCGUCGUACCCUUAUCAGUGUGAGGCCCGACAGACCUCCUUCCCGCGACAGUCCUCCUGCCAGAGAUACACUCAAGAGAGCGAGACCGAAUGCCCACUGGGUGUUACGGCCCUCAGGGACUUUGUCACAACAGAAGACCGUUUCUUUGCACACGGCUUUGUCAAAGAUGUCUUGAGAGAGGACAGAGAGAGAGACGAGGAUGAACGAGAGGAGAGCGACAAGAAUGAAGGCAUUCUUUUUAAAGAGGGGCUACAACCGGUGAAUUUUGAGUACAGAGAGGGACGGGAGUAUGAACGCUGUGCGUUUCUGAAGGAGGGAUCAUUUGGAGAGGUCUUCAGCGUCAAAGACAAAGGCACUGGUUUCAUGUGCGCCGCCAAAAAGGUGCCAUUGGUGAGUUUCAGCAGCGAGGAGGUGGGCUCGUGGAGUGUCCUACAGUCUCCUCGGGUGGUGGAAUUCUUUGGAGUGGUGCGUGAAGGUCCGUCCAUCAUCCUGUUCAUGGACCUUAAAUCCAGUUCUGUAGGGCAGCUGUUGGUGGAAAGAGGACGUCUGCCGGAAGAUUUGUCCCUGCACUACCUUCAUCAGGUAGCGGGGGCGCUAGAUCACCUGCAUAGGAAGCGUGUCCUUCACCUCGAUAUCAAAGCGGAUAACGUUUUGCUGUCAGAGGAUGGGAAAGAUGCAUUCCUGUGUGACUUUGGACAAUCAGAAAGAACAGACCAACAAGGACGCAGUUUUUGUCGGGGGCUGAAAGGCACAGAGACUCACAUGGCACCUGAAGUGGUGAUGGCUGAACCCCGCUCUUCAAAAGCAGAUAUUUGGAGUAGCUGUUGUAUGCUUUUGCACAUGCUCAAUGGCUGUCAUCCAUGGACCCGCUAUUAUUCCCGCCCACUCUGCCUCAAGAUAGCUACAGAACCUCCACCGCUGAGAGAAAUCCCACAUGACUGCAGCUCACACACUGCUGAUGUCAUAAAGGCAGGACUGCAGAAAGAUCCAAACCAGCGAGUGUCUGCCAUUGACCUCAUCGCUAAAACGGCUAAAGCACUCAAAGAAGUUGGAGGAUUUAGCAGCCCGGCAAGAGGAGGGACUUAUCAGAAACCUUUGGGAAGGCCAGAGGAACCGGACUCCGCCCAUUCGACCACACCCACCACAUCACAAAACACCGCUUCCUCUCAUAGCUCUAAGCUGCAGUGGAUGAGCUCAGAGCAGAAUAGGAGAGAUGAUGCCGAGAAACAGGUUGAGAAACCAGAUGAGGGAUCACAGUGGAAACAGACAGAGGAUAGAAGAGAUGAAGGUCAAUCUCCUCCACAGUCACUGAUCCACAUUCAAGCCCCAUCACCUGAGCCUCAGAUAAACAAUAAGACAGAGACAGAACCUACAGGAACCAAUGAGCAAUGGAGACUGGAGAGAGAUUUCUACCUGAGCAGUCUUUCCCUGCCACACUCUCCUGAGUUACAGGAGCAACUGCUGUCCUGCCUGAGUAGCGAUUGCAUUUCCACCAGAGAAUACUGGGACAAGGAUUCAGGACGCUGGUCAGACAGCCUUGGAGAUGACCUCAGCUCGGGUGUGUUUUCCUACAACAGCCAACAGGAUGGCCAAAGCUUCAACAGAGACUGGCUCGUCCCCACACAUCAUCCUCCUCGUUGCUUUGAGGGGGUGGAUGUUCACAUCAGAGACUUCAACGGGAAAUGCCUUCAUAUUCGGGAGACUCCAAGAGUGAAUAUAGGCCACAUUGCAAAAGGAAUCAGUGAUCAGAUCUCAGAGAAAGUGUUCAGUCUACAAACCGAGAAUGGCUGCUCAGUGGUCCAUGAAAAAGAAGUUUCAGAAGGCAGCCUGUUCUUGCGUUGUGUUUCCGCUCCUGACUGCAGCCACUAUCAUCAAAAUGGACACACCCCUUGCUGCACAAUGGCAUGGAGCUGGAGGAUCAAAGAUGGGGUCCUUGAGACUAGAGACUGAUUUGUCCCAAAAAUCAGCCUCUGUCAGGUUUCUUUUGCCAGCCAUGCCUGUCCAUCUUUUUUUGAGCCAUUUUUAUAAUAUUGUCAUUCACUGUCAUAUGUUUGGUUUACAUUCUUGAAAUUUGCAAGAUGUUGACAUUUCAGGUUUUUCCAUACCUUGCAUCAUAACCCUUCAUAAGAUAAUUUCAUGACAAGAUAUAUUUUAAAGACCUCUGGGAAAAAAACGUAUAACAGGGGACAAUGUUUUCAUCCGAUGAUGACAAUGCCUUACUUUUAAGCACUUAUGAAUUAGAUGAAAUCGUCUUUGUGGUGUACUUGUAAAGACAUUUGCAGAUGCAGAUCCCAGAUGUUUUUUAAUUAACGUGUCGCCUUUGUUUUAAAGUUAUUUCAAUGUUUAAUAAAGUCAAACAUUCUUUAA
Molecule: messenger RNA, 3081 nt
Organism: Triplophysa dalaica
Lineage: Eukaryota; Metazoa; Chordata; Actinopteri; Cypriniformes; Nemacheilidae
Product: mitogen-activated protein kinase kinase kinase 14-like
Exons: 16
Coding region: 175-2664 (829 amino acids)
Biological process (GO): positive regulation of canonical NF-kappaB signal transduction; protein phosphorylation
Molecular function (GO): protein kinase activity; ATP binding
Source: RefSeq, a predicted model, not a curated record